Molecule: messenger RNA, 905 nt
Organism: Ciona intestinalis (vase tunicate)
Lineage: Eukaryota; Metazoa; Chordata; Ascidiacea; Phlebobranchia; Cionidae
Source: RefSeq, a predicted model, not a curated record
AGAGCAACAGGUGUUUCUAUGACUGUGCCCUUUAAAUCUUGAACUGAAGUGUAAAUAAUAAAUUCCCCAACAGCGAUCUGCAGAUUUUUUUAGUUACAAAUUUGUUUAACUUAUGUUUGUACAAACGUCUGGCCACUAAAAAUGCGCAUAGCUAGGGUUAAUAAUUACAGCCAGGUUGUGGUGUUUGUGUGUUACUUGUUGAGUACUGCAUGUAAAUUUUGCGUUGCUAGUGCCGUAUCGGAUACAACUUGUGAAAAGUUGUUGGUUGGGCAAUAUACUUGCGAUGCCCCAAUUAUCGAUCCAACUACCCAAGAAAUAAGUGGUUGUGCGAAGAAUUCGUCAGCUAGAAUUCCAUGUAAACCUCUCAACCAAAUUGUUUGCAACGGAAAACUUUAUAAUGGUAGUAUGAUAGGAUUCUAUAAAGAUGUUCCAUGUCGAUUUACAAACGGUUAUUCCUAUAUUGUUGCACUUGCUUUAUCUUUAUUUCUGGGUUGGCUGGGGGUAGACAGGUUUUAUCUCGGCUACCCAGCUAUUGGUUUGUUGAAGUUAUGUUCGUUUGGUCUUUGUGGGAUUGGAGCAUUGGUUGACUUCCUUCUUAUUGCAACACAAGUUCUGCUUCCCUCCGAUGGAUCAAAUUAUGUUAUUGAUUUCUAUGGACCAAGACUUGUGCGAUUGUUUGUAAACAAUGAUACUUAUUAUUGAACAAUGUUGUCUUUGUUAUCACUGUACUGUUGGUUAUGAACUCUCUAAUUGUUUUGUCUUUCAAUUUAUUUUCUUUUUUAUCAUUGUUUUCUUUUAUGACUUUAACUUUGUCCGUAUUACAUUGAAAUAAUUAUCUGCUGUGUAACUAUGUUACUGUUAGUGGUUAAACUAAUGUAUAAUUAGAAAAGUUGCAUUUGAACCAA